AUGGGUAUGCUUGAUGACAAAAGGGAUCGUGCACUUAAAAUCGUCAAACUUAUGCUCCAAAUUAACCGGUCAACAAGUGUAUCAAAUGAUUCAUCACGUACCGGUUCAUCAUUUAAUGAGAUGCUAUCAACAUAUUCAAUAACAAAACUUGUUUCAAGGAAUGACUCAUCUUCUCGAAUGCGUCAUUCGAUCAAUUACGGUAUCUCUUGUUGA
Adineta ricciae is the source of this 213-nucleotide messenger RNA. Lineage: Eukaryota; Metazoa; Rotifera; Eurotatoria; Adinetida; Adinetidae. The record is from the annotation of a GenBank genome assembly.